AUGGAUGUUAACCUUACCGAAAAGUUUGGCUACCAAAUCGAGACAGAUACCCCGAAUUUUCCAGCACCGGCGAGGCAGCAUCCCAUCUCUUCCUGGUGUAACAAACGACGGGUUUCAGGAGGAUCGCGUUCGAGCGGAAGAUUCUGUCCCUGGGAGGGAGACCGUCGGCCGACCGACGGCAAUGAUGUGCUCGACAAGAGGGCACCGGACGCCGAGCCGGUACCUGACAUUGAGAAGUGGUUCAAGUCGAGGACGGAGUCGGUGUCGAGCAUGGACCUGGAUGCUGUGAAGCCGGAAGUCGUGGAGGGGGUCGAUCGAUACCUGACGGAAGAGCUGCCGCACUCUUUUCUAGCGAAGGAUUCCGAUACCCUCUCUAUAGACAUCGACAUAUCGGACAAAAAGAUGGGCCUGAGCUACGAUCCGUUGCUGCAUGAAUUGCGCAGCGACAAGCUGCUCGACGUGUGCGAAAAGGAUGAAUUUGCCCUGGCCGACUUCAGACUCGAUCAACUUGAUCCAAUGCCGCUCUCUCCUGACGAUAUGGUGGUGGCUGGGGAGAUUCUGCCGAAAAACCUUGGGUGCUCCGAAGGGUCUGAAAGGAAUGAUGAUUGUACAAAAGAAGAGACCACAGAGGAGGUAUGCAAGAGCAGCGAACACGAGGAAACGUCUUCGAGUUUAAGACAUUGUGGUGAGACGACAAAUGGUGGAUUAGUGGACAGUUCCAGCCAAGAAAGAGAUAUCUGUUUAAAAGACAUAAAUGAUGAAGUUUCCAAUGUGCUGCCUUCGAUCGAAUUAGAGGUUAAGGAAGGGUGGGAAAAAGAGCAGAAGUUCAGGACACAAACUGGUGGGGAAUGUCGGAUAACAAAAAAACGUAGGAAAAUCGUCAGAAGAUUGGAAAAGACUACAGCGAGGUGUCCUAAUGAUCCCUACCACUUAGACAGGAAGGAUGCGAUUAUGGCAGUAGUUGCGAUCUCUACGGACAAAAUUUCUAACACGACUCAGAUUGUAAUAAAUACUGGGAAAGAAGAGCAAAUAUAUCAGGGCAAAACCUCAGAGCUCAUCGAAGCGACAGGAAAUUUUCCAAAGCUCCCUAACCUUGACGGAUCCACUGCUUGGAAUGGCAUUGCAGAAAAUGGCAACGGAGAUGGUACCACGAGUAAUCAACACGAAUUGGUGAUAUCAAAUGCUUUGGAGGAAUUAGGUAUCACUGACGAUCGCUUGCAGCCUGUCACAAUCACGGAGCAGGGAAAGGUCUGGCUGUGUCCUCGAGAGGACUGUGGCAGACAAUUCACUAGACUCUAUGCCUUAAAAGGACACCUGUUAGCACAUUAUGGCGUCAGACCAUUCAAGUGUAACUUCGAGGGAUGCGCCUGGGCCUUCUACUCAGACUUCAAAUUGAAGCGACACAAGGAAACGCACCUGAAACGAAAAGACUACGUCUGCGAAGUGGCUGACUGCAACAGAAGGUUCACAACGAUCUACAACCUGCUAAGUCACAAGAAGCUGCACAGCAGACCCAAUCGAAUGGCAUGUCACGUGCCAGACUGCCAGGAGAAAUUCCAGACGAAGAGAGCCUUGGAACUGCACAUGACCAAAUCCCACGAUCAAAGCCAUGCUCCAUAUGCAUGCAAGCAGGAAGGUUGUGGGAAGAAGUACUACAGCAGCAACGCCCUGACAUCCCACCAACGAUGCCACAGCUACAAGGAGGUCGACGUCAAGUGUUCCUGGCCCGGCUGUGGCAAGCUCUUCGACAAACCUUGCCGACUCAAAGCACACCUACGUUCGCACACCGGCUGCAAACCAUAUCCUUGUACCUUCCAGGACUGCCACUGGGCCUUCUCGUCGUCGAGCAAGCUGAAACGACACCAGAAGAAGCACACCAACGAGAGGAAGUUCGUCUGCGACGUCUCCUCUUGUGGCAAGGCCUUCAUGAGGUCGGAGCACCUCAGGGAACACGGACUCACGCAUAAAGAAGGCAGGUACUUCCGGUGUUACGCCUGCGACGCCAACUUCUCCGCCAAGAGCAGUCUCUACGUCCACCUAAAGAAACACCGAGCCACGGAGGCCGCGGGUGGAACUGUUCGCACAGUGCCGGCCAGGGGAGCUGCUAGGACGGAAUUGACCCGGGAAGACGUAAAAAGGCUCAAAGACGAUCCCCCUGAUGCGGCUCUGGCUGCUGCAGAUCUUGCCGAGGAGCUCUCAUCGCUGUAUUAUCAAGAAGACCUGGUGGGUGCCGGCGAGUGCCAAGUUCUCCUGCUAGACCCGGGUACCUCCGAGGAACCCGAUGGCCUACGCGACCUGCGAGAUCUACGCUGAAAUCCGCUGAAAGAGGUCAACGCCCUGACGAUGACGUUUCUUCCCGAUUAGACCGAUAGACUAUCAUUCGGUCGAUAGAUUAAAUUUAUUUACACUGCAGAACUCGGCGCAACUUUGAUCCGGUUGGGAUGAUUGUUCGGCACGUGGCGCGUAGAUAUUUGAAGCGAAAACAAUUGGUAAUUCCGGCAUAAUUGUCGCUGAAUUAAACCGAUCAAAUGGAUCAGAAUGUAUAUGAUUAGGUAAAUAGGAAAAUUUUCUUGUUUGGUGCUUAGGUGAAUAGUGCGUCUCGUUGAAUGAAAUUUAACGGAUUAACGGUGAAGUCGACGAUCGUUGCUCCUCCUCCCAUUUUUUUAAAUCUAGAUAUAUAUUUUCGACGUGUCUGUGAUUGAGGUUGCGAUUCGGCCUGAUGUUCGUUUGUACGACGGUAGGCAAUUACUUUGAAUUGUUAUUUUAUCAAUAAAAUUGUUGAUAUUUUCUAUAA
Molecule: messenger RNA, 2794 nt
Organism: Orussus abietinus
Lineage: Eukaryota; Metazoa; Arthropoda; Insecta; Hymenoptera; Orussidae
Product: zinc finger and SCAN domain-containing protein 2
Exons: 4
Coding region: 1-2313 (770 amino acids)
Biological process (GO): regulation of transcription by RNA polymerase II
Cellular component (GO): nucleus
Molecular function (GO): transcription coregulator activity
Source: RefSeq, a predicted model, not a curated record